AUGGAACCGGCAAAGGACUUACCUAAGCUAGAUGAGGUGGUCCGUGUUACACCACCAACGCCACCUUUGACGCCACCUUUGACGCCACCUUUGACGCCACCUAAAUCGCAUUUGAAGCUUGAGCUUGAACCAUCCAACUUGAAUGAAGCUUCCUCGGACUGGACUAACUAUAAUGCGAUAAAGGGCCAAGGACAGGGCCCGGGUCCGAGUCUGGGCUCGAGUUCAAGCUCCGACGAAUUGAAAUCCAUCACAGAUUCACUCCGAGAGUUUGCGACGAUUACCAUUGGUACCCCGACCAAGGCCGCUAACCUUUGCUCGAUUUCACGCGACUCCUGCCGCUUGGAUAGUAUUGACUGCGAGUUUGAUGUGAUUCACUCGCCAUCCCUUCCCAAGGAUUUCGUGUUUCCAGAUGCCAACUACGUGAAUUCGAAAGCUGAUCGAAAGAAUUCUCCUACCGUACUUGACGACAGCAACUUGAAGCAGAGCAACGCCGGGGUGUAUUACACUCCAAUCCGACCACGCAGAGUCCUUACCGACCCGGUUCAACACUUCGAUACUUUCCUUAACUUGGACAAUUCAGAAGAUUUGGCCCAUCCACACGAGUGGGAAGGCGAUUCGGACAGCGAUUGUCCGUCGGACAAAGCGGACAAGUCGGACAGCUCGAACAGUUCGGACGCAACUAUCACACCUGUUUCGGUCGCUAUUCGAUCAGCAUCCCGCGCAUUUGAAGAGAAAACGACUAUUCGAGGCAAAAAUUCGAAUGGAAUCCAAAACCCGCUAAAUGCGAUUCAAUUGUCCGAUCCUUUCACCAGUUUCUCCACCGCUGGUUUCUCCCAAAGCCCCCCGGCUUUAGUCGAUGAAUCUAGCGGCAACGAGACUUUAUCCUCGGGUGCUUUCGGGAAUAAGAAUAUGGCGCCCAGCCAUAUCGAGAAGAACGAUGCGAUAGACAUUCGCGAUGGGACUUCUGUUGGCCCACAUUUGGGAACCAUCAAAGUCGGCCACCAGUAUAUUUCCGAGUCUCAUAUUCGCCGCAUGCUCACCGAGAAACGAUUAGAUGCCGCUAGAGAAGCCAACUACCGUUUACAAGGUGUUCAGGUCAUCGAGUCGACCAGAGAGGCUCUGUUGUUACCGGUGAAGACGUACAAUGCCGCGUGCACCUUUUAUCAUCGAUUCCGUCUGGAACAUCCUAAUACGGAUUACAACUACACUGAAGCUGCUCUGGCUUCUUUAUUUGUAGCCUGCAAGGUCGAGGAUACCUUAAAGAAGUCGCGCGAGAUUGCGUGUGCUCAUCACAAUCUGAAGAACCUGGAUCAUCCCACAACGCAAGAUGACAAGAUCUUCGAUCAGCCAUCCAAGGUAAUCAUUGGGCUUGAGCGAUUCAUAGUGGAAGCUAUCAACUUUGAUUUCCGUGUUCGGUACCCUCAGAAGAUUCUUGCCAAGAUCAUUAAAAAGGUCCUUGGAAAUCAAGUUAACGCCCCGGCGUUCUUUCACAUAGCUUUCAAUAUGUCCAUCGACAUGUACAAGACCUAUGCUCCUCUCAAGCAUAGUUCUUUUACUUGUGCUUUUGUCCUUGCGCAGCUGACUGCACUGAUUCUCGGUCAGUUCAUUGACGAGUUUCAAGCACUUGACCCUCUUGAUUGGCACACAGAUAAGCAAUGUGUAGCUGAAGCAAGUCUCGAUCUCUUAGAUCUUUAUACUCAACACGGCAAGACGACCAAGGUUGGUCCAAUCUUUGAUUUGCAGGUUUUUAUUGACACCCAAAUCACGAUCAACCAAUCCGUGGACCGCGCUGGCCUCUCACGUCAUGUCAACCAAUGCAGAGAAUGCGAGUCUGCAAUACCUCCUCCUACGCCUGCAACGGAUUCGCCAAUGUCAUUGAGCACGCCGUCCGCUGCUGGUACCAGCUCCACUAAGCGUGGGCCUAAAGGACCUGAUGGUGGCACCACACGAUUCUUGUUCGAUGCUGAUGAAGCAGUGCGAGAGAAACAGGUUUACGACGAUUAUGCCAAGGAUGAGUACGAGGAAUGGGUUGAAGAAGUUGAGGAACAGGUUCCCGAAUCACGUGAAGACCGACGUCAAGAGCCCCGCGGCCCCAGAGGAGGCCGUCACGGCCACGGACGUGGUCGGGGCGGUUUCGACUCUGGUUGGAACCCUCGCAACCGUCACGACCGCCGUCGUCGUGGAGGCAACUUUUAUUGA
Molecule: messenger RNA, 2199 nt
Organism: Hypoxylon fragiforme
Lineage: Eukaryota; Fungi; Ascomycota; Sordariomycetes; Xylariales; Hypoxylaceae
Exons: 3
Coding region: 1-2199 (732 amino acids)
Biological process (GO): regulation of transcription by RNA polymerase II; positive regulation of DNA-templated transcription, elongation
Cellular component (GO): nucleus; cyclin/CDK positive transcription elongation factor complex
Molecular function (GO): cyclin-dependent protein serine/threonine kinase activator activity
Source: RefSeq, a predicted model, not a curated record